Messenger RNA from Meriones unguiculatus (Mongolian gerbil), 561 nucleotides. RefSeq names its product H3.4 histone, cluster member (gene H3-4). Gene Ontology annotation, cellular component: nucleosome. The record is from RefSeq and is a predicted model, not a curated record. NCBI's taxonomy places the organism in Eukaryota, Metazoa, Chordata, Mammalia, Rodentia, Muridae. Gene Ontology annotation, molecular function: protein heterodimerization activity; DNA binding; structural constituent of chromatin. Bases 1 to 411 code for a protein of 136 amino acids. The transcript has a single exon.
AUGGCUCGCACCAAGCAGACAGCGCGGAAGUCAACAGGCGGCAAGGCGCCGCGGAAGCAGCUAGCCACCAAGGUGGCGCGCAAGAGUGCGCCGGCCACGGGGGGCGUGAAGAAGCCGCACCGCUACCAUCCGGGCACCGUGGCGCUGCGCGAGAUCCGGCGCUACCAGAAGUCCACCGAGCUGCUGAUCCGCAAGCUGCCCUUCCAGCGCCUGGUGCGCGAGAUCGCGCAGGACUUCAAGACAGACCUGCGCUUCCAGAGCUCCGCGGUGAUGGCGCUGCAGGAGGCCUGCGAGUCCUACCUCGUGGGCCUCUUCGAGGACACCAACCUGUGCGCCAUCCACGCCAAGCGCGUCACCAUCAUGCCCAAGGACAUCCAGCUGGCCCGUCGCAUUCGCGGAGAGCGCGCGUAGGGGGCGCCGGCUCCUGACCUCGCUCCGCUCACCGACCCAAAGGCUCUUUUCAGAGCCACCCACCGAGUCUGAAAAAGCAGUUGUGACCUAUAGGUCCCUCAGCCUCCUGUGCGGGGACAGGCCUGGCGGUGGACACUCGCUGUUCAGCCC